Teleopsis dalmanni is the source of this 1386-nucleotide messenger RNA. RefSeq names its product protein tipE-like. Bases 270 to 1139 code for a protein of 289 amino acids. The record is from RefSeq and is a predicted model, not a curated record. The transcript is spliced from 5 exons. Gene Ontology annotation, biological process: regulation of sodium ion transport. NCBI's taxonomy places the organism in Eukaryota, Metazoa, Arthropoda, Insecta, Diptera, Diopsidae. Gene Ontology annotation, molecular function: sodium channel regulator activity.
AAACAAGGAACAAAUUAAACGGGAAACAACUUCCAAAAAAAAACUUUUAGAAAAUUUGUGUUCGAUUUCUAAUUAAAACCCAAUUAAAUAUGGCAGAUAAAAAUUGAGAUAUUCUAAAAACAAAAUUAAGUAAUUAAGCAAUAUUUUAUAUAAAUAAAACGCAGCGCUUUUUAUAACAAAAAACAAAAACGUAAGCAUAUUAUUUGGUUUUAAGGAACGCUUUUAUUAGAAAUCGUUUUUCGUGUGACACACCCCUCGUUCGUAAUUAUAUGGCACCAAUGAAGAAAAGUUCGACAGCUACAACUACUAUGUCGCUGCCCACAAGUCCAUCGACAUUAUCAGCACAUAGUUUAACAGGCAGCAAGAUAAGUCUCAAUAGUAGUAAGUCGAGUAAGUCUUCUAUACCGCCAUCUAGAGGCAAGAAGGAUGAUUUUGAGAUUGAAACCAUACUGGAAAAAGCAAAGUUUUACACAUCAGUUUGUCUUGGUACAACGGCUAUUUUAUCUGUUUUCGCAUUUUUAUUCUUAAUUCCAUUUGUUGUCGAUCCUGCAAUAUCAACAAUUAUUGCAGACUACGAUCCAGUGCCUGUUACAUGUAUUGUGAUUGAUCAUGUCUAUGCAGAAGGUAUUAAAAAUUGUUCAUGGAGUUCAUGCAGAGAAGGCUGCACAUCAUCACUCACCAAGUGCCAUCAACUAUAUGUCAACUAUACAAGAAUACCAUUUAAUGAAUGGGAAAAAAAUCCGAAAGAUUUGGAUACAGUUGUUUGGGACGUUAGUUAUACUAAAUUUCUGAUCAAUUCUGAGGGUUGCGGUUAUCCGCCAACAACAAAUUGCAGUGUUUUCGCGAGACAGUAUGGUUUUACACAUAUUGGAGAACCAUUUCCAUGCUUUUAUAGUCGAGCCUAUCCAGAAGUGGUUAUAGGACGUUAUUCGUGGGAAAAUAAUUUAUAUCAUCUUGUAUUAUCAUUGAUAAUACCAAAUGUGCUGUUUGCAAUAUCAAUUGGUGUCUUAAGCUAUUGGUACUGUCCAUGUUGUGAUAAAGCAUGCAAUAAAUCUUCAAGAGUUUAUGCUGAAAAAUUUCCAACUAAGGAAGACAAGCUACUGUGUCACAGUGAUGAUGAUGACGAGAUGGAAUACUAGACUCUAGAACUAGAAACGAUUUAAGUUUAAGAUUUGAGUGCAAGUUGAAAAAUGAAAAACAUUUUACACAAACGCUCGUAGAAAAAAGUAGUUAUUUAACGAAUUUUUAACACAAACUAAAUUGCGAUUUAUUAUUUGAAGCUUUUUUUAAAUAAAUAAUUUAAGUAUAAACUUUUUUUUUUGGUUUUAUAUAAAAACUGCACUAAAGCAAUCGUAAGUUUACAAUAAUAGUGUGCACUACAAAACU